AUGGAUGGAACUUGGGUCCUUAUUUUGCUUGCUCUGGUGAUGCUGGUGGGAUCCUAUGUUGCUGGAAGUAUACCUUUGAACGUGACCAUGUCUGAGGACAAGCUUCAAAAAGUAACAGUUUUUGGAGCCGGCCUCCUUGUGGGCACAGCUCUGGCCGUGAUCAUACCCGAAGGUGUCCGUUCCUUGUUCAGUGAACGAUCACAUCCGACAGUAGUCACGAAGGACUUUACAGCCGAGCCGCCGAGCCAUGACGACGACUUACAUUCCGUUAUUGGAAUAUCACUUGUACUCGGUUUUGUGUUCAUGUUGCUGGUGGACCAGAUGUCUGCAAGGUAUAAUGAUCAGAGUAACCCGGUGGAGAAGAAUGUCACCGCCACUGUCGGGCUCGUGGUCCACGCUGCUGCCGACGGUAUAGCUUUAGGUGCGGCCGCGACGACGUCUCACGCUGACGUGGAACUUAUAGUGUUCCUUGCUAUCAUGCUGCAUAAGGCGCCUGCGGCAUUCGGUUUGGUCACGUUCUUACUGCACGCUGGACUUGAGAGGAAUAGAAUUCGUAGACAUCUGCUGAUAUUCUCGUGCGCAGCUCCGCUACUAGCUCUGCUUACCUACUUCGGUAUUGGAAAUGAGAGCAAACAGACGCUUAGCGAUUUCAACGCCACUGGUAUAGCAAUGUUAUUCUCAGCUGGUACAUUCCUAUACGUGGCUACAGUCCACGUAUUGCCCGAACUUACUCACCCCCAAUCACACACACACACGCUUCUACCAAUGCAGGAGGGGGUAGCCCCCAAAAAGGGUUUCGGGGGCCUCCUACUCUCAGAGAUGAUCAUUCUAACCGUAGGUGCGCUAAUGCCCCUACUUUUAACAAUGGGUCACAAGCAUUGA
This is a messenger RNA of Spodoptera littoralis (African cotton leafworm), 882 nucleotides long. The record is from the annotation of a GenBank genome assembly. NCBI's taxonomy places the organism in Eukaryota, Metazoa, Arthropoda, Insecta, Lepidoptera, Noctuidae.